Micromonas commoda is the source of this 358-nucleotide messenger RNA. RefSeq lists its product with no specific name. The transcript has a single exon. The coding region runs from base 11 to 169 and encodes 52 amino acids. Lineage: Eukaryota; Viridiplantae; Chlorophyta; Mamiellophyceae; Mamiellales; Mamiellaceae. The record is from RefSeq and is a predicted model, not a curated record.
CUCGAGCGGGAUGUCCGCGGAUGAGCUUCGCGAGCAGGUGGCUGCCGCGGCGCGCGCGGCGCAGACCGCGGCGAAGGUGGCGGCGUCGCCGAGCGGUAGGUCGUCGAAGCAGAUGCUCGCGAAGGUCAAGGCGGACCUCAAGGCUCUGGAGGAGAUCGUCAGGUCGUGAGCGAGCCCACGACGGGAAAAAAAAAAUGUCGAAAAAGAAGAAGCUGGCGGAUUGGAAGAACCGCCGGGGAUGGGGAACGGGGAACAUAACCGAACGCGCGACCGCGUCGAGCAGGGAACGCUCCGCGGAGAGCCGAUGAUGUAAUUAACGUAAUGAUGUGGUUGAAAGUGAACUCGGAGAAGAACGCGU